AGUUGUUACAAUAGGUUGUAGUAUGAGACCACAUCACGACCUAAGGUGGUGCAGUGAUGUCUGGGUUGGCUGUGGUGUGUCUCCUGCUUCUGCAGACUGGAGCUCAUGCAUUUGAUAUAUUUGGAGGAGAAUCUCUGAACCAUCAGGAGAUCACUGAGAGAGCGCUCUUAAAUACCACUGUGCAGGUGUGCCGUGCCCUGGCCCUGGCUGAAGGCAAAGACUUCACUUUUCCUCCACAGCCGUUUACCGCUGAGUCUGUUGCUGCUGCAUGUGCAUCAAAAUCAUCCAAGAGCUUCCGCCGAGCCAUCAGGUUAAUCAAAUACACGAAUGUAGGAGUAGACUUAUUUACUUUCUACAGUGCUAGCUUUCACUUUGACAAUGAAGAAUUCAUUGAGGGAAGGGAAAUCAUCACAAAAGGAUUGUCAGCUGUGAAGGCCAACAACAAGGAAAAUAACUUCUUGACAUCGAGAAUAAGAUUGGGAAUAAUAUUACACCCUUUACAGGAUUUCUACAGUCACAGUAACUGGGUGGAACUGGGAAACGAGCGUCCAAACUCCAAUCUGAUCAAAUCAGGCACCAGCAUUGGGAACAUAGCAGAUAAAAGCAGAGAGACAUGUCGCAACUGUGAUGGAGACGACUGCACUAACAACAUUUUGGAGGAUAUCCUAGACGAAAAGAUACUUACCUCGGGAUAUUUUGAUUUUGUACCUGUUUUCUCCACAAAGCCUAAAGGAAAAUGCAGCCAUGGAGGAGGAAUUGAUCAAACAAGUAAGAUUGAGCCUAAAGGUGGGAUCAACAAGGACAAGUUUAAUUCCAGUCAUGGACAUCUCCAUGCUGAAGCAGCAAGAGUGGCAAUAGCUGCAACCGGUGAGCUACUGGAGGACGUUCGAGGGGCUGCUGGUGACAGACCAUUCCUCCAGAUGAUGGGAAUAAUCAAAGGUAAACCUCUCUGUUUUGUGAUUGACACCACGGGGAGCAUGGCUGAUGACAUUGCGACAGUGAGGCUUGUCACUUCCUCUAUAAUCAACAGUAAAGUGGGAACAGAUGAGGAGCCUUCACUUUACAUUCUUGUACCGUUCAAUGAUCCAGAUUUUGGACCACUGAUAAAGACUACAGACCCAGAAGUUUUCAAGAAUGCUAUUAAUUCACUAUCAGCACUUGAUGGAGGAGAUUUUCCAGAAAUGAGUCUCUCAGGACUUCAGCUGGCUUUAACUGGUGCUCCCUCAAAUUCUGAGAUCUUCCUCUUCACUGAUGCACCUGCCAAAGACGUUCACCUGAGAAGCACAGUGAUCGCACUCAUAGAGCGGACCCAAACAGUGGUGAACUUCAUGAUUACUGGCACUGUGUUUGGUCGUCGAAGACGGAGUGAUAACAACCAACAACAACAGCUCAGUCGGAUGGGGAGUUCAGCUGCACAGCUGUACAGAGACCUGGCUCAGGCUUCAGGAGGUCAGGCUAUUGAAGUCACUAAAAGUGAGCUGCUCGAGGCUACCAACAUCAUAACAGAUUCCUCCAGCUCCUCUCUGGUAACUCUGCUACAGGCGGCCAGGAGCCCAGGGAAGGCCGAAAAUUUCACUUUCACAGUUGACGAGUCAGUAAGAAACCUCACAAUUUACAUCACUGGGAGCUCUGUCGACUUUACUCUCAUCAGUCCCGCAGGUGUUUCUCAGAACAGUGCUAACAUGACAGGAUCAUUGAUCAUUACAUCCCAGUUGGUGGGAAACUUCCGGACUCUGCGGCUAAACACACAAGUGGGACUGUGGGAAAUUAAAAUGGUGUCAACAAAUCCGUACACUCUGAAGGUUGUAGGUGAGAGUUCCAUUGACUUCCUGUUUGACUUUUUGGAGGUGUCGCAAGGCCCAUUUGGAGGUUUUGGUCUCUUAGAAAAUCGUCCCAGAGCUGGUGUCAACGGUAGCCUGAGUGUGACAAUAACCGGGAGUGACUCCGCCAUACUGACAGAAGUCAUCUUAGUUGAAUCAUCGGGGGCAGGGAAGGUUAAUGGCAGUGUGGAGGCUCAGGUUGGAGGAGACUUCUUAGUUCAGUUUGACAGGAUACCAUCAGUUGAGUUUGUGGUGCUCAUAAAGGGGCAGAACAGCAAUGCUUCCUCCAGAGCUUCAACAGUGUCCUUCCAAAGGCAGUCAUCCACCAGUAUCAGGGCUUCUUCUGUCACUGUUACGGCUGCUGAUUCAGACAGUAUCUUGGUUCCAGGAAUACCACUUUCUGUUCCCUUCUCUGUGGUGACAAGUGGUGCAGGAGGAAAUUUCAGCAUCCAAGCUACAAAUGACCAAGGUUUUAUGUCAACUUUCCCAUCCAGUUUAUCCCUGGAAACUGGACGCAGUGCUAAUGGUACAGUGAACCUCACAGCACCUUCUAACACGUCAUCUGGUACUGAUGUCACCUUGACCAUUGAGGCUAACGCACCGGGGGGCAAUGAUACCAACUAUGUCGUACUGCGUUUCACUGUCCUCCGCACGGUGACUGAUUUCACUCUGCCAGUGUGUAAGCUGCUCAGCAAACAGUCCAACUGCUCUGCAAACUGCAGUGUGUCGAUGUGGGAGCUCUCUGUUCAGGUGACUGAUGGGCCUGAGGGGACGGGCGUCGACCGCAUCAGCCUCAGACAAGGCAACGGGACCAUGAACACCAGCCUGGCCGCUGACAACGAGAACGUAACAUUGGUGUCCUACAGCGCGUCCUGCUGCUCACCUGAUGUGGAGCUGCUGGUUGUGGAUCGGGUGGGUAAUGUAGGCUCCUGUUUCUACACUGUCCGGACAACGGCCGACAACAGCACGCAACCUGCGAACAUCACUACAACCACCAGCUCACCACUUCCUACAGCAGUUCCUGUUGUGUCUUUGUCUACCAGAACUGUUCAGUCUUUUCUUCUUUGCCUUAGCACCACGGUUCUAGGUCUCGGUUUAUCAUCCGAAAUGGGGAUCAACUGAGUCUUUACAUGUUAUAUUUUCGGUUGAUCAUUAAACGGUGGUGGGACAAAUAAGACUGGGAAACACUGGUGAGGGGAAUGUUUCAGCUUUUGAAAACAACUGCAUCAACUGCUGUCCACUCAGUUGCCAGGUUAAUUAGCGACACAUACUAUAACUAAUGCAGACUAAUACAACAGCCCUGCAAUAAAUCGAUAGAUUCAAAAUCCUAAAGAUAUUCAAUUAAGAAGCUAGCAGCUGGGAAUGCUUGACAUUUUUAUUUCAUGACCAGUACAAUGGUAUAUUACUUGUAAUAGGGGUGUAAUGAUUCUCCAAAUCAACGGUUCGAGCUCGAUCUUUGAGCCACUAUUCAGUUCAUACCUUCAGUUGAUACCAAAAAAAACACAUUGUUGACAUGAAUGUGCCUGGGGGUCUGCAAAAUCAGCGUUAUUAUCCAUCUUCAGCGGACUAGCCUAACUUUUACCGCAGGUAUGAUCACUCGAUCAUGAUUCGACCAAAAUAGGUUCUAACUUUAAAUAAAAUAAUACAUUUGUGAUUUAUGUGUUUUAUAGUGUUAAUUGUGAAAUGAAAAAUUAGUUUUUUUGUUGUCUUGGUUUCAGAAUCAUUACACUCCUAACUCGUACCAUGGAACAACUGAAUAUACCAUCUAUUCCCACCAUUAUAUCAUGGCAGUUAAAAAAAUUCCAUUGAAGCCGUUAUACUGGGAUGUGUUCCUAAUAUUCUGUCUACCCUUGUUGAUAUAAAUGGAUUUAAGUAGUUCAACCUAAUAACCUGGAAACUGCAAUAUUAACUACAUGUGCGACAUGCAUUCAUGCACAUUUGAAAGCUUAAUGUGGUUGUGUGUGAUAUGAUGAAGACCUAGGGCCACGUGAACAUGUCAGUUCACUUAUGAUACUUCAAUCAGGGAUCAUUCAUUCAUAUUAUGGGUAAUGCUGCUGAGCAUUGUGCAAUGAUAUUGUUAAUUGAGUGAUUACAUUUAUUUGAUCAUUUAAAAAUGAUAUCUACAUCUCAGGGUUGCUUCUAUAGCACAUGAUUUAAAAAGAAAAACAUAACAUUAAACAAAAACAAAGAGGACACAAUAAAGCUGAAAAAAAGU
Messenger RNA from Seriola aureovittata, 4035 nucleotides. RefSeq names its product von Willebrand factor A domain-containing protein 7-like. The record is from RefSeq and is a predicted model, not a curated record. NCBI's taxonomy places the organism in Eukaryota, Metazoa, Chordata, Actinopteri, Carangiformes, Carangidae. The transcript has 16 exons. Bases 57 to 2942 code for a protein of 961 amino acids.